Messenger RNA from Paramecium primaurelia, 636 nucleotides. The record is from the annotation of a GenBank genome assembly. NCBI's taxonomy places the organism in Eukaryota, Ciliophora, Oligohymenophorea, Peniculida, Parameciidae.
AUGCAAGCCAAAGGUGACACUACUAUUGAUAUGGAAAUGAUGAUGGAAAGCACAGAACAUUUAAAUAAUUUAAAGAGUGAUUCACUUAAGGAUUAAAUAACUGAUUAGAGUGGAGAGAACUAAAGCUUGAAUCAAAAAAUCAGUUAGAUUGACUUGGAGUUCUAGAAGCUUUUAUGUUAGUUAAUCGAGUCUAAAUUAAGUCAGAAUACAAUUUCAUAAGUACGUGCUUCUAUUUAUUUAAAGGUUCAUGACUUGUUAAAAAGAUUAUCUAGUUCUCUAAUUUUAGAGAUUCCUAAAGGGCCUUAGAUACUUAACAGUCUUUACUAAAUCAUAUUAGUAAGAAAAUCAACAAUCAAAAGAAAUUUUCCAUUCAGUCCAUUGUCUAGUGUAUUGUCAAGAAUCAAAAAAUUGAUCAAGAAAGUGAAAUAGUAGAUACUAAAGAGGUUGAAUUUGUUUCAAAAAUCAAAAGAUCAUCAAAUAAACCACCUUUCUUCAUUUCAUUUGUACAAAUCCUAAUGUAAGAGAACAGAUGAUCAAACAGAGUCAUUGACCAGGCAGCUAUCAUUUGAAUAAUACAAGGAACCUAUCUAUAAACAAAUCACAAUUAUAUAGGGAUAAGGAUUAAUCAGAAUAUGA